This is a messenger RNA of Protopolystoma xenopodis, 414 nucleotides long. Lineage: Eukaryota; Metazoa; Platyhelminthes; Monogenea; Polystomatidea; Polystomatidae. The record is from the annotation of a GenBank genome assembly.
AUGUAUAUGCCAUACUCUGUUCAAGGCCCGAAACUCCUCCUUGUUGACGACGGCUUCAAAGCGAUGAGUCUUCCUUCACAGCAUCUAACCGUCAUUUUUAAUACGUUUGUACUGAUGACACUGUUCAACGAGAUCAAUUCCCGCAAAAUUCACGAUCAACGUAAUGUUUUUAGCGGUAUUAUCAGUAACUGGAUCUUCAUUGUCAUCUGGCUGGGCACUUUUGCCCUUCAAAUAGCCAUAAUCCAAUUCGGUUCAUAUGCCUUUCACACUCAGCCUCUUGAACUCGAUCACUGGCUAUGGUGCCUCUUCUUCGGCGUUGGCGAGCUAGUUUGGGGCCAAGUGAGUUCGGUCAGACUUCUGCUUGAAGGACUGUAUUUUUAUUCGCUUGAUUUUCGGUCUGACCUUUACGAUUAA